AUGGAUCGAGCGGCGGUGGCGAGGGUGGGCGCGGUAGCGAGCGCCAGCGUGUGCGCCCUGGUGGCGGGGGUGGUGCUGGCCCAGUACAUAUUCACCUUGAAGAGAAAGACAGGCCGGAAGACCAAGAUCAUCGAAAUGAUGCCAGAAAUCCAGAAAAGUUCAGUUCACAUCAAGAACCCAUCAAGAGUAGAAGAAAUUAUCUGUGGUCUUAUCAAAGGAGGAGCUGCUAAACUUCAGAUAAUAACAGACUUUGAUAUGACACUGAGUCGAUUUUCCUACAAAGGAAAAAGAUGCCCAUCAUGUCAUAAUGUCAUUGACAACUGUAAGCUAAUCACAGAUGAAUGUCGAGAAAAGUUACUACAACUAAAGGAAAAAUACUAUGCUAUUGAAGUUGAUCCUGUUCUUACUAUAGAAGAGAAGUACCCCUAUAUAGUAGAAUGGUAUACUAAAUCACAUAGCUUGCUUGUUGAACAGGCUUUACCGAAAGCCAAACUUAAAGAAAUUGUGGAAGAAUCUGACAUUAUGCUCAAGGAAGGAUAUGAGAAUUUCUUUGAUAAGCUGCAACAAUACGGUAUUCCUGUGUUCAUAUUUUCGGCUGGUAUCGGUGAUGUGCUGGAGGAGGUUAUCCGUCAAGCUGGUGUAUAUUACCCAAAUGUCAAAGUAGUGUCCAACUUCAUGGAUUUUGAUGACAAUGGGCUGCUCAAAGGAUUUAAAGGAGAACUAAUUCAUGUGUUUAACAAACAUGAUGGUUCCUUGAAGAAUACAGAAUAUUUCAAUCAACUAAAAAACAAUAGCAACAUAAUUCUCCUGGGAGAUUCCCAAGGGGACUUAAAAAUGGCAGAUGGAGUAGCCAAUGUGGAACACAUCCUGAAAAUUGGGUAUCUCAAUGAUAGAGUGGAUGAGCUUUUAGAAAAGUACAUGGACUCUUAUGAUAUUGUUCUAGUAAAAGAUGAGUCACUGGAUGUAGCCAAUUCUAUCUUACAGAAGAUUCUAUAA
Molecule: messenger RNA, 996 nt
Organism: Rangifer tarandus platyrhynchus (Svalbard reindeer)
Lineage: Eukaryota; Metazoa; Chordata; Mammalia; Artiodactyla; Cervidae
Source: the annotation of a GenBank genome assembly